AGGAGCCGUGGAGGGACUUCAACUGGAAAGAGAAAAUAGAUCUUCUGAACUUUAUAAAGAACUUCAAACCUUCAAGAGACAACGUGAAACAUUUGCACAUCCUGUUGUAUGGACCUGUGGGUGCGGGCAAGUCCAGUUUUAUCAACACUCUGACCACCGUCCUCCGACAGACUUCAGCCAUUCCUGCUCCAGUUAGUUCACAAAUGGACGAGUCCAAGAGCUUUACUAAUGAGUACAAAACGUACAAAAUCCGUAAAGAUCAGUCAGAUGAUUGUUUUCCGUUUGUGUUCACGGACACAAUGGGACUGGAGCCGCUCAAAGACCAGGGCAUUCACGUGGAGGACCUGGUUCUGAUUCUGAAAGGACACGUGAGGGACGGAUACAAGUUCAACGCUUCCUCUCCGCUGACAGACACAAACUCAAAGUUUUACAACCCAAGCCCUGCUCCAGAGGACAAGGUGCACCUUCUGGUUUGUGUGCUCCCUGCACACUCUCCAACCCUCCACUCCUCAGUCAUCGAGAAGAUACGAAGAAUGAGAAGUGUGGCCCGAGAUCUGAAUAUUCCUCAUGUGGCCGUUUUGACGCACUGUGAUCUCAUCAAUACAGAAGCCAAAGCGAACGUUCAAAAUAUCUUCCAUGUUAAAGAUAUUUUAGAUAAGAUAAGAGAAUAUGGGGCAGACGUGGGGUUUGAUGAGAACCACUUUUUCCCAGUGAGAAACUACUGCAUGAAAUACCACCAAGGAAAUGAAGGCAUGGACACACUGGUCCUGAGUACUCUCAAACACAUGCUCAACUACGCCGACAAUUUCAUUCACACUCUUUAAAGCCACAAUACGUAACCUUUUAUGGAUGGGUUUUUCGUGCGUAAAAACAUGCUGCCUUUCUGUGCGCUUGCAUCUCCACAAACCUCUCUCCUGCUUGAUUCCAUGGAAAUGUCCAGUGUUGGGAAGGUUACUUUUAAAAUGUAUUCCCCUACAGAUUACAGAUUACAUAUCCCAAAAUGUAGUUUGUAAUGUAAUCCAUUAAAUUACUUAAAGUGAGUAACAUAAUCUGAAUACUUUGGAUUACUUGAUUUGCUGUAGAGAAGGAGGAAACCUCAAAGGAAACCUCUGACUGCCUAAAUCAUCCCGAGUUUGCAGUGAACAUUUUAUAUGUGGAGAGCCAUCAAAGCAAAAUCCCGAUCCCUCGCUCCACCUUGGGUGCAAAUUUAAAAAGUCAACGCCAAAGCGAAAGGCACCAUCUGUUCAUCAAGAAACACCUUCCACUGCAAAGAGACCAAGACAUGAUGUUGCUGUAAAGUCGAACAAGAAAGUGCAGCUCAGUCUGUUUGUCUUCUGUACCUCUCACUUAACAAACGGGAUCCCACU
This is a messenger RNA of Boleophthalmus pectinirostris (great blue-spotted mudskipper), 1367 nucleotides long. Its product is annotated as interferon-induced protein 44-like. The coding region runs from base 204 to 824 and encodes 206 amino acids. The record is from RefSeq and is a predicted model, not a curated record. NCBI's taxonomy places the organism in Eukaryota, Metazoa, Chordata, Actinopteri, Gobiiformes, Gobiidae. The transcript is spliced from 6 exons.